Phalacrocorax carbo (great cormorant) is the source of this 1760-nucleotide messenger RNA. NCBI's taxonomy places the organism in Eukaryota, Metazoa, Chordata, Aves, Suliformes, Phalacrocoracidae. The record is from RefSeq and is a predicted model, not a curated record.
AUGAGUGCUGUGUUUCUCCUGCUCUUGGUAUCCACUGCGAACAUCGGUGCCGUGCUGGAAAAGGGUCUGCCGAGACGGGAACCGCGGCGCCUCUCGUGCGUGCGAUGCUGCGGGCCUUCAGAGCAGCCCGUCUCCAUCAUCUCCUCACGAUACACAAGGAUGAGCAGCGACCCUGCCUAUUCGGUCCCCAAAGUCCAACCCACUAUAGAUAUCACCAUCCUCAAAGGUGAGAAGGGUGAAAUGGGAGAGAAAGGGUACCCUGGAGCAGUUGGGAAGGAAGGAGAAAGAGGGCCCCGUGGCUUUAAUGGACGGAAGGGACAGAAAGGCCAGCCCGGCCCACAAGGCCAUUCCUGUAAGCAGCUCUAUGCUGCUUUCUCAGUGGGUCGGAAAAAACCCCUUCAUAGCUCAGAUUACUUCCAGCACGUCACUUUUGACACCGAGUUCGUGAACCUCUACAAACACUUCAACAUGUUCUCGGGGAAGUUCUUCUGCUAUGUGGCAGGAGUCUAUUACUUCAGCCUCAACGUCCACACCUGGAACUUCAAGGAGACCUACCUGCACUUGAUGAAGAACGAGAAAGAGGUGGCCAUCCUCUACACCCAGCCCAGCGACCGGAGCAUCAUGCAGAGCCAGAGCCUGAUGCUGGACCUGCAGGAAGGAGAGGAGGUCUGGGUGAGGAUGUUCAAGCGGGAGCGAGAAAAUGCCAUCUAUAGUGAGGAGUCUGAUGUUUACAUCAUCUUCAAUGGCCAUUUAAUCAAGCCAGCCAUAGAGUAGCCAUUCAUCAGCUUUAGGCUCGAAGCUUUGGUAGAUACAUUAGUGUCUUCCCUCUUAGAAAUGCAUAUGUCUAGCUCCACUUGGAAGGACUAGAGGCCUCCUGGCCUGAUGACAGGGUUGUACGUCCAUGGCAAGGUGACCUGUGUGGAUGGAGGUGACUGUGCUUCAAGGUGAUGCAAGCUACAGGAGUACUGAGACGGCUUCAGCCCUUACGUGCCCUGGAGAAGCAGCAGGCAGAAGGCCCCGGUGCUGCAGCCCUAUAUAGAUCCCCAGUAACAUCCCUGAAGAGUUUGCCAAGUUGGUAGCAAAUAUUCAACCUCUUUGCUCUGCUUUAGAGAAGACAUUUUAAUUAUAUCCAAGGGUCAUCUUCAGAUGCCAGUUAUCUGGGUGCUAGUUAGGGAAUAUCAUUACUCCUACAACAAUACUUGGGUAUCUUUGCGGGUGCAGUGUUACUAGUAAGAGCCCACACUCACCAGCACCUACACCAGGUCUGCUCCACUCAGGUGGGCAACAACACCCCAACAUUAAGAACAGUAUUUUGCACACCCUAAAUUAUGGUUUUGUUCCAUUUCAUGCAAUACUGAGAGCACAAUGCUAGAAUUAGAUAAAUAACAGCAUAUUGAUCCAGCAAAGCUUUUUCAGAGGCACGUAGCUUUAAGUAUAGCUGUAGCCACAUGCUAUAACUUCGCUAGACUUCUGUACUGCUAACAACGCUUCUCACACAAGAGCAUCCAGCACAGCUGGGAACAUGUGUAUUUUAAGGAAAAAAGUGGGCCUUGCCUUAGGAUCCCAUUUCAGAGUGUUCAUUGCCAGGCUGGAAUUUGAGGCCAUGCUCAUGUCUGAAAACUACCAUCUCGUAAUGCCUUCAUUUCUGGAAAGUGGAGGAGAAACGGGAAAGAAAAAAGGUGCUUAACUGCAAGCAGUGAUAUUUCAGGGGAUUUGGUUUCUUUUUUCCUAAAACAAGGUACAUGCAGCAGCAAGAGACA